Molecule: messenger RNA, 1187 nt
Organism: Schistosoma bovis
Lineage: Eukaryota; Metazoa; Platyhelminthes; Trematoda; Strigeidida; Schistosomatidae
Source: the annotation of a GenBank genome assembly
AAACAUUCGGAUCAAAUAAGGGGUGGAAUCUACUUAGGCUGACACGGGAUUCGUUCCUAUGAAGUAAAACUGAGUUUACUGAAGUCUUCGUGCACUGGUAGUUGGUUUUGUAUCACGUUUGAUGGUGGCUAGUUUAAAGUAGACGUUACUUGUUAGUGAGAUGUUUGUUCUUGUUUCUUUGAAGGAUACUGUUGUAAUUAAGCCUAAUUACAUCGGUUCAGAUAUGAAAGAAAUAAUUGAGCAGGAGCUUAAUUCUCGUUUCUGUAGCAAAGUUAUUUACAAAGUUGGUCUGUGCAUUUCUUUAUGGGACAUUUUGAAAGUUGAAGAAAGCUUUAUAUCAGAUGUCGAUGGUGCCUAUUAUACUACAGUGAGCUUUCGAAUCGUUUGCUUUCGUCCAUUUAUUGAUGAAAUUCUUAUUGGAAUUGUAAAAUCUCUUUCCAAAGCUGGCUUACGUGUGUCACUGAAUUUUUUUGAUGAUGUAUUUAUACCUGCAGAAAAACUACGCUCACCUUCAAGAUACGACUAUGAACGAAAUGCAUGGAUAUGGGAGUAUGCGUACGAAGGUGAAGCAGCUGAAUUGCGCAUCGACAAACAUGAUACGAUUCGAUUUCGUGUAGUUGAAGAAGUUUGGUCUGAUCCAAACCCAGAUAGUGACAAAACUAGCAUUUCAACUUCUAAUGACCCAUUAGAGUGCGGUGAUGGUAAUCCAGACUCUUUAAUUGAACCCAAAGCCCCCUAUACAAUAAUCGUGUCUGUUUAUAGCGGAUACAAUGCGAAUUCGAAUAGAAUCUUCUAAAUAACUGUACAAUAAAUCAUUUGGCAAUGGAAUGUGAUCACUAUGGUUUGAAAUAAUAACUGGAUCUUUAUAGUCUGCAUAUUGAUUCGAUUUUGAAUCCUCGUGACUGUUUUCUAUUUCCCUAAUUAAUUUUUUGAUGUUUAAAACGAAGCAUAAUUUAUUCUGGAAACCAUUUAAACACAUAAAUUCAUACCAUGUACGGCAUACGAUUGAAUAAUGAAUCAGUUCAUUUCCAGUUAAAUAAAAAAAUAUAUUAUUCAUGAAAUUCUUAUUCAACCAUAAUGAUUCGAUUGUAUGUGGACAACCCCUUUUUUGACGUCUUACAUAAUCUCGAUAACGUGUACAUGAUAGUUUCUUAACUGGAAUGUUUAAAUUAAUUCGUAGUCCUUGA